AUGACUGAAAACCGUCGCACGUCAGCCGUCUCGUCGCCCAAGAUACCACCGGCGCCGCCAUUGCCACUGCCCAAGCAAAAGUCGCGCUCGUACUUUGAGCGUUUCGUUGCGCAGCCCUUGACGACGGCCUAUGGAUCCCGCCCACCCAGCGUGCAUGCCCAUGGCCCAGAAGGCGGCCCUCCGAACCCUCUAGUGCCGAAACUUGCCGGCAUCCGCACAGGCUAUUCCCAAGAUGCAAGCCACAAGACAGGCCUCGACAUCUCUGCCCUCGACAUCAACCGUGAACGCACCCAUGCCGUCCUCGCUGGCAAGGAGAUUCUAAAAACAGUCCGCGUGCAAGAUGCCAAGAUUGUCGACGAGACCAACCUACGGGCUGCUGUCCUCAACUAUGCCGACUCGCAUGCCCGACAGCGCGAGGGCUUGGGCAUACAUGACGUGAAAUGGUCCCACGGCCAGUUCGGCUCGCAUAUCGCAACUGCCGCUGCGAAUGGCAAAGUCAUACUGUACGACCUAAACCGCGCAAGCGUUGAGCUCACCAGGCUGCACGAACAUACGCGUCAGGUACACAAGCUGGCCUUUAACCCUCAUCAAGGCCAUCUGCUGCUGUCUGCCAGCCAUGACAACACCGUUCGCCUGUGGGACUUGCGUGACAUGCGCAGAGACGUCACCGUCUGUCGUAGUCGAGAUCACUACGCUGGCAUGAAUGGCGGCAUUCGUGAUGUCCAGUGGUCGCCUACUGACGCCGUAGAAUUCGCUUUCGGCACUGACAACGGAACUAUACAGCGAUGGGAUUUCCGCCAUAACAAGGGGCCCAAGCAGAAGAUUACAGCUCACGACCAGCGCAUCUGCACCUCCAUCGACUGGCAUCCAGACGGCAAGCAUCUACUCAGCGCUGGCGUCGAUCGAACGGUCAAGGUCUGGGACUUCUCCGUUACUGGGCGCCGCCAGAAAGCUGCUUACGUCCUGCACACACCAUUCCCGGUAUACCAAGCUCGCUGGAGGCCGCCAUACUGGUCCGAUGAGUACCACGAAAAGGGCGCCUACCAAUGCACACAGCUGGCCACGUCCUAUGAUCGUGAACAUUCUGUUAUUCACGUAUGGGAUUUCCGUCGACCGUUCCUGCCAUUUCGGGAGAUCAACAAGUUUCCUAGCGCACCUUCCGAUAUGCUUUGGCACUCGCGUGACACCUUGUGGACUGUAGGCAAGGAGGGCGUUUUCCAGCAAAACGACGUCCAUCACGCCCCUAAAACUGUAGAUCGACGCAACUUGCAAGCUUUGGCAGUAUCGCCAAGUGGAGAAGUUGCCGCCGUUGCCCAGAAGAGGCCGCGGCAGCGGUCUUCUACAGGCCUAGCGUAUACCGACGAUACAUACCUUGGUGAUCCACGUGCAAGACGUCAUAGCCCUGAGAAAGGUAAUCUUCGAAACUCAGCAGAUGAUAGUUUAGAUGACAGUUUCCUGACGUCGUCUAUGAAGCGGCAUCAUGGGCGCACCGCCAGCAACAGGUCAACCAAGUCGUUCAGCAAUACCCCGCCCUCUGAUAUUGCACCUAAAGUCAUGUUUCUCAGUGAUUCCAUGGUCGCCUAUAGCGAGUCAUUCAGGCCAAAUCAGGUCGCCAUACGAGGCUUACUACCAGGCGUGGCCAAUCCUCAGGUCUUCGAAUAUCUCGCACAGAAGUACAGAACUAUACCUCUUUCCGAUCCACCUGAUUUGGAUUCUUUUCUUCGACUGGAGAGGAUCUUUGAGCAGAACGCUGAGUACGCGCAGCGCGCAACCUUCUAUAGACUCGCACAGGCAUGGAAAAUCGUUGGUACGUCCAUUGCCGUGGCGACACGACGACGAGCAGAGUUACACAGACAACAAAGAAGGCUGCAACCGCAGAACACAGCGCCCCGACAGUCUGGAAAGAUGCAACAAUCAUCUUCCGAGCACAUGGAGGCACACGACAAGCGCUUGACGAUCCCCCCAAAUCCUGCAGUGCGAGCUAUUUUGGGUACGCUAGAGAAGUCGACAUCACCAUCCCGAUCGCCGUCGGUGCGAGAGAGCACUUCCAAUCUCGCGACCCCUCUUGCUCGUCCAGUUAUAAACCAAGCCGUCAACAACACUCAAAGGCCAGACUUGCUUGAUAUUGAUCAGGAGGACAUUGAUCAGCUCCCGCCUGCUGUCAAUGGACCACCUGUCGACGCAAGCAGAACACUUGCGCCGACGCAAAGAACGUUCAGUGGGCCACAAUGGUACCACUCAGGAGAUGACAUCGAUGAACGCCGUGCUUUAGUUGGCAGCUAUCGCGCAUCACCGCGAAUUCCAUUGAGCCUCGCACCGAACAGCGCACAAGGCGGGAGCAUUAACGUGCCUCCCCCACUAGAGCGACAUCAUUCUGACGAAAGCUUUACCAUGUUUUCUGCGUCCUCAGAUUCACAGAAGGGCAACUCCAUGCCAAGCUCUUUCGCAAGUACCAAUUCACAAUUAGGCCAGGGGCAGUCCUUGUCAGAUGAUUGGCAGGCUGUCCAGGAACACUCCAGCUUUGGAAAACCAAGGAACGCUGGAGGUCGAGAGUUGGGCAAAAGCAUCCCGAUAUCUCCAACAACAGUACCCAUUGGCAAAAAUAUCGCUCAUGUCGACCAUACACAUCCACGAAGCUCAGUGGAUGGAUUUGGCAGCGGAGAAAAAGCUGUUCGCGAUAUGGAACACCUGCGACGGAACAACCAACUACUUCGCCAUGACAGCUCUGAUUCGGAAGCGCUCACAAGCAUCUCCUCAUCAUCAUUUGAAUACAACGCUGAGAUGGAGGCAAGCGGAACCAUCGUGCCCGAUGUUUUCGAGGAUGUGAGAUCGCCACAUGUCCUCAAGCCGCCCACUUCGUUACCACAUGCGUCUGGGAGUGCGCCUCCAGUACUUGACCUCACAGCAGAGGAAGGAUUGCUAUUGUCUGAUUUUGAGGCCGUGCACGUCGACGCCGAAGUCGGGUCCCCCUAUUCCGUCAUCGGGCUGUUGAAUCACCUUCUCGACUAUCACACGGAAGCGUCAGAUGCACAGUUCAGUUCAAUUCUCCUUUUACUUUUAGCGCCAUUACUACCACAAACCCAUGACCCUACUAAUACCCCGAAUGUCCAUGUGGGAGACGUUUUAAACGUCUUCAGUGAUACGUUUGUCUCACUGGGACUGACCCAAGCACAAGCAAAGGCCAUCCUCUCGACGCAGUUGAGCCAACUGAUAGCUACUGGUAUCAACCCCUAUCAAGCAGAGUCCAUCCUCCACACAUACCAUGCGCAGCUACAGUCUUUGUCACUUUUCAAUUCCGCCGCUACUCUCCGUCGACUAGCAUAUCCGACGUAUCCCGCUGUCUACGAGCAAGCGCUGAAAGAAACGCAAGUUGGCCUACUGUGCCUAAGCUGCAAGUCACCAAUCAAUAACCCUAGAGACAAGAUGCGAUGCGAAUCAUGCAAGCGAAUGCAGGCACCCUGCCCGAUUUGCUGGGCUAAAUAUCCGGCUUUCGAAUCGAUUACUGCGAAGAAGAAAUCGAAAGCGAAAUCGCGAUCCGCCUUCAAGGAUAGAGGACAUAAAAGACAACGAUCGUCUCUCAUGUCGAAUCCAGACCAUGAUGGCGAUCAAGUCGCAGAUGGACCCUCGCCGACCACUCCCGUCAAGUGGUCGCCGCCUGCAGCCACGCUCUGGACGUGGUGCCCACUCUGUGGGCAUGGAGGACAUUCAAAUUGUCUAUCAACAUGGUUCGCCGACCCGGUACUAUCAGACGGGGCAUGUCCGACCGAGGGCUGUCUUUGCGACUGUGUCCAAGGCGAACGCCGCGACGCAAAGAUUCAGGAGAUGCUACUCAGGAAAGCAGAGAAGGACCGAUCUAAGGUCGUGCGCAAAGGUGAUGAUUGGAAGGUAAGAGAGAGUAGAGCCGUGUCCGCGGUUCGGAAUGCUGCCCUCGACACUAUUCCGGAUCAACAACACCCGAAUCCUGGGACUACAACGCCGACGCGUCGAUAA
This is a messenger RNA of Alternaria atra, 3990 nucleotides long. RefSeq lists its product as uncharacterized. Bases 1 to 3990 code for a protein of 1329 amino acids. The transcript is spliced from 2 exons. NCBI's taxonomy places the organism in Eukaryota, Fungi, Ascomycota, Dothideomycetes, Pleosporales, Pleosporaceae. Gene Ontology annotation, molecular function: protein binding. The record is from RefSeq and is a predicted model, not a curated record. Gene Ontology annotation, biological process: positive regulation of TOR signaling.